GCGCGGCCCGGCCAGCGGCGGCUCGGAGCGGAGCGGUUGCGAGGGCGCGGAGGGGCCGGAGCGGCGGCGGCGGGGCAUGGACCCGCGUGAGCAGCUCCAUGAAGCAGGUGGGCAACCCGCUGCCCAAGGUGCUCGGCCGGCGGGCGGCCGGCGGCGGCCUGGAGGCAGAGCGGGAGAGCUUCGAGCGCGCCCAGACUGUCAGCAUCAAUAAGGCUAUUAAUACACAGGAAGUGGCUGUCAAGGAGAAACACGCCAGAACAUGCAUCCUGGGCACGCACCACGAAAAGGGGGCACAGACCUUCUGGUCAGUGGUGAACCGGCUGCCGCUCUCAGGCAACGCCGUGCUCUGCUGGAAGUUCUGCCACGUCUUCCACAAGCUCCUCCGCGACGGCCAUUCGAAUGUCCUGAAGGAUUCUGUGAGGUACAAGAACGAGCUGAGUGACAUGAGCAGGAUGUGGGGCCACCUGAGCGAGGGCUAUGGACAGCUGUGCAGCAUCUACCUCAAACUGCUGAGAACCAAGAUGGAGUUUCACACAAAGAACCCACGGUUUCCCGGCAACCUCCAGAUGUCCGACCGGCAGCUCGACGAGGCAGGGGAGAGCGACGUCAAUAACUUCUUCCAGCUGACGGUGGAGAUGUUUGACUACCUGGAGUGUGAGCUGAACCUAUUCCAGACAGUGUUCAGCUCCCUGGACAUGUCGCGCUCUGUGUCGGUCACGGCUGCGGGGCAGUGCCGCCUCGCCCCGCUCAUCCAGGUGAUCCUGGACUGCAGCCACCUCUACGACUACACGGUCAAGCUGCUCUUCAAGCUCCACUCCUGUCUGCCAGCCGACACACUGCAGGGCCACCGGGACCGCUUCUUGGAGCAGUUCAGAAAGCUGAAGGACCUCUUCUAUCGCUCCAGUAACCUGCAGUACUUCAAACGACUAAUUCAGAUCCCACAGCUCCCGGAGAACCCUCCCAAUUUCCUGCGAGCCUCAGCACUGUCAGAGCACAUCAGCCCUGUGGUGGUCAUCCCCGCUGAGGCAUCCUCGCCUGACAGUGAGCCCAUCACAGACUUGGUGGAAAUGGAAACAGCGUCACAGAGUCUGUUUGACAACAAGUUUGAUGACAUCUUUGGCAGCUCAUUCAGCAGCGACCCCUUCAACUUCAACAGUCAGAAUGGGAUGAACAAGGACGACAAGGACCGGUUAAUAGAGCAGCUCUACAGGGAGAUCGGGGCCCUGAAGGAGGAGCUGGAGAGCUUCAAGGCUGAGAAUGAGCGUCGCACCCUGCAGCUGCGCGGGCGCAUCAGCGAGCUGGAGGCUGAGCUGGCUGAGCAGCAGCACCUGAAGCAGCAGGCGCUGGACGAGAGCGAGUUCCUGCGCACUGAGCUGGAGGAGCUGAAGAAGCAGAGGGAGGACACGGAGAAAGCGCAGAGGAGCCUGACAGAGAUCGAACGGAGGGCACAGGCGAACGAGCAGCGAUACAGCAAGCUGAAGGAGAAGUACAGCGAGCUGGUGCAGAACCACGCUGACCUGCUGCGGAAGAAUGCGGAGGUGACCAAGCAGGUGACAGUGGCGAGACAGGCCCAGGGCGAUGUGGAGAGGGAGAAGAAGGAGCUGGAGGACUCCUUCCAGCGGGUGAGCGAGCAGGCUCAGAGGAAGGUGAGUAGGGCGCAUGGCACAGCGGGGUCGUCCUGGGGAUGGGGACAGGUGGUGGGGACAGGGAUGGGGCCUCACACCCCAAGGGACCCUCCUGGUUACACUCGGAGGGAAGCGGGUGAGUGCCCCACAGGGGCCAGCUCGGGGCGACCUCUCUCCUGCCCACAGUCUCAGGAGCAAGCCGAGGUGCUGGAAAUGCUGAAGCAGGAGCUGGCGGCCAGCAAGCAGGAGCUGCAGGUCCUGCAGGGCACGCUGGAGUCCAGCACACAGGUAGGAGCAGAGCAGAGUACCCGGAUAGCAGACCUGGAGCAGGAGAGAGACAGCCUGAGCCAGGCGGCAGAGCGGCAUGGUGAGGAGAUGGCAGCCCUGCGGGCUGAGCUGCAGCAGCUUCAGGACACACUCAGCAGUGAAAAGGAGAGCAGCAAGAAGGAGCUGGAGACACUGCAGACACAGCUGCAAGACAAGGAGAGCAUGGAGCGGACGCUGCAGCAGCGCCUCACCGAGGAGCAGUUUGCUCUGCUGCAGGGCAGCGCACGGGAGGCAGAGAGGAUGGUGCAGGAUGCCCUCAGUCGCCUCGAGGACCCCGCUCACAUCAGCUGCACUGGCUCAGCGGAUUACCUCCUGUCCAGGACAUUGGCAGCCUCUGAGUGCACAGAGAGGCUGCAGGAUGCGCACAGAAAAUACCUUUCCAAUCGUACAGAUGUGAGCAGCCUGCUGCCCUGCGUGGCCCUCUUUGCCCACCUCAUCAGCGACACCAUCCUGCAAGGCAGCGCUACCUCCCACAUGGCCCCGAUGGAGCCCGCUGACCGUCUGCUGGAGAUGUGCAAGCAGUGCGGCAGCGAGGCCAUGAGCUACCUCAGCUCCCUGCAAGACCUGGAUAGCGUGGAGGGCGCCGACUGCACCCCGGUGACCAGCUGCCUCAGCCGGAUCAGUGCCAUUGGGGAGGAGCUGCGACCCAGAGGACUGGACGUGGAGCAGGAGGAGCUGGGUGAUCUGGUGGACAAGGAGAUGGCAGCUACGUCAGCGGCCAUCGAGACUGCGGCCGCACGGAUCGAGGAGAUGCUGAGCAAGGCCCGGGCUGGUGACACUGGGGUCAAACUGGAAGUGAAUGAGAGGAUCCUGGGCUCCUGCACAGGCCUUAUGCAGGCAAUCCAGGUGCUGGUCCUGGCGUCCAAGGACCUGCAGCGAGAGAUUGUGGAGAGCGGACGGGGCGCAGCGUCACCCAAGGAGUUUUAUGCCAAGAAUUCCCGCUGGACAGAAGGCCUCAUCUCUGCCUCCAAGGCUGUGGGCUGGGGAGCAACUGUCAUGGUCGAUGCUGCUGACCUGGUGGUGCAAGGGAAAGGGAAAUUCGAGGAGCUGAUGGUCUGUUCCCAUGAGAUUGCAGCCAGCACCGCACAGCUGGUGGCAGCUUCCAAGGUGAAGGCAGACAAAGACAGUGCCAACUUGGCCAAGCUCCAGCAAGCUUCUCGGGGUGUCAACCAGGCCACAGCCGGCGUGGUGGCCUCCACCAAGUCUGGAAAGUCACAGAUUGAGGAGAAAGACAGCAUGGACUUCUCUAGCAUGACACUAACCCAGAUCAAGCGUCAAGAAAUGGACUCUCAGGUGCGAGUGUUGGAGCUGGAAAACCAGCUGCAGAAGGAGCGGCAGAAGCUGGGGGAGCUGCGCAAGAAGCAUUACGAGCUGGCAGGAGUGGCAGAGGGCUGGGAGGAGGAUGCCACCGACUAGAUGCGGCAGCAGAAGCAGCCAGCAGCAGACACCCCUUCGGUCGGCUGGGACCCAGCUUGGUGCAGCCCCUUCAGAAGAUACACAAUAAACUGGUGCAAAAUCCACCCCGAAGCACACGUCCUCUGCGUUCCCCGAGAGCCACCUGCAGCGCUGGAGGACCGAGAGCCGCGUCGCUGCUGAGGGAGACCCUGGGGCCAGGAGCGAGGGCUCCCCAGCCGCCCAACCUCACGCCAGCUGCAAACUGCACAUGUAUUUAUUAGAGCUGCUUGGGGGGUCUCUGGGGUGGUCUCUAACCCUUUAGUUUCAUUUUUGCACAGAUUUUCUGAACUGUUUGACCCAGCUCUGGCGGACCAGGAGCAUUCGGGUUUCCUUCACCUCUUGCUGCUUCUCCAGCCUUAAUGCGUUAACUGGCUCAGCGCAAACACCUCCAGGGAAGGAGCCUGCCCGGUGCAAAGGGCCGCAGGGAUGCAGUGGGGUCAGGAACUGGCUCUGCUGGUGCUGCUGGGCUAUUUUGGGGCUUGGUGCUAGGCAUGCUCCCCCGGCCCCAGCCCCCUGGCCCGCUCAGCUGCUGGCAGCAGCCAGGGUGGUGGGUGGGUCCGUGUGGGAGCAGAGUGCCUUUGGCCGCCGUAAGGCCAGGGUCCCGUGCUGCUGCCGGGUCAGGGGCUCGUUCACACGAGGCAGCCUGGGUUGCUGAACCCUGGCAGUAAGAGCCGUUGCCUCCUCCAAGCCCUGCAGAGCUCACUGGGCCCAUUGGCAGCCAGGCCAGGUCCCAGCAGCAGUGCUGGGAGCAGCCAGCAAUGAGGAGGGCUUGGGCUGGCAGUGAGAGGAAGGUUGUGACGAGCUCCUGUCCCCGUGUUCCCAAAGUGCCCUGUCUGGAGCAGCGCUUGGAGCAGAGGAGCUGGGCUGGCUGGCCCUGUGCAGCGCUGCGCUGCCCUGAGAGAUCACUGUGUCAAUGCCAGCAAUAAACCACUCUACAAGGUGCUUGGCUCACAUUUGGGCAACAUCUGCUCCCAGGCCAGCAGCUCCCAGAGGCAUGGAGUGGCUCAAGGGCAGCAGCACGGAGGGGUCGGGGUGCAGCCAGGGUGCCCCAAAGCUGCAGCAAGCGGCCCUGGCGUGCCACUGUCCUCAGGGGCAGGGGCGGCCGUGGGGCUGGUGCUGAACAUCCCACCCCAGCCAGGGAACCUUUGUGCCUUGGAGUAGGGGACUCGCAGGGCAGGGGUGACCUCCGGCCCCCAGCCCUCCAGGCCCCCAGCUCAUCUCACUGUGGCGGGGAUGGUGGGAUCAGACCAGCGCACAGCAGUGCACAGCCAUGUCCUCACCCCGCCUGGCCCCCCAUCCUUGCCAUCCCCAGGUUUGCUGGGAUGUGCCCACGGCCAAGCUGGGCGGGCACCUGUCUCCCUCCUGGGACUGGGGUGCCCUUCCCAGCAGGAGCGGACUGCGGCAGGGUGCUGUGGGGCAGCAUUUGGUCACUCUCCCUUUUAGGAUGCGGUGGCAGUGGUUGGCACUGCCUGGCCAUGGAGGGCAGCGGGUGGCCUUGGCACCCAUCAUCACCCAGGGUGGCUGGGCUGUCACCAUCUGCGUUCCUGGUGACAUGCAUCAGCUGUGCCAGCCACUCAGACGUCCCCCUGCCCAGCCACCCCAGCCAGCACCGUGGCCCUGGGGCUGCCCCAGACAUGGGAGAGGGUGACAGCCACUGUGCCCCGUGCGGGCACCCUGUGGCCCUAUGGGUCCCGCCACGGCGAGCUGCUGCCAAACCGCCCCCUCCGCAUCCCCAGCCUGCCAGGGCCCCCAGAGAGCUCCCGGCCUCCCGGUCCCUCUGAAAGCAAUACGAGCCACCCCUCUGCUGCGGGGGCCCGGGGAGGCCCGGGUGCCCCUGAGCCCCCGCCGGCUUCUCAGGGGUCUCGCUGGCGCAGGCGACCACCAGCUGCUACCUCAGGUUUCCAGGCUGGGCCCGGCCGGGCCCCGGGGUGGCGGGAAGGGGACGGGGACGGGGACGGGGGACGCGGCGCUGCUCUCGGUCACAAACACUUCUCCCUCCUCCUGGGCCGCGGCCAGCUCCGGGCCCGGGGCCGUCCGCGCGGCGGGGGCGGGCACGGCGCGGCUGUCCCGCGGGUUUUGGCAUCGUGCGACGCGUUUGUGCUCCCGGUUUUUAAAUAAAGCCUCCGGCCCUGCC
Molecule: messenger RNA, 5541 nt
Organism: Cygnus atratus (black swan)
Lineage: Eukaryota; Metazoa; Chordata; Aves; Anseriformes; Anatidae
Gene: HIP1
Product: huntingtin interacting protein 1
Exons: 30
Coding region: 99-3368 (1089 amino acids)
Biological process (GO): clathrin coat assembly; endocytosis; actin filament organization
Cellular component (GO): clathrin-coated vesicle; presynapse; actin cortical patch
Molecular function (GO): clathrin-cargo adaptor activity; phosphatidylinositol-3,5-bisphosphate binding; phosphatidylinositol-3,4-bisphosphate binding
Source: RefSeq, a predicted model, not a curated record